Molecule: messenger RNA, 1730 nt
Organism: Sinocyclocheilus rhinocerous
Lineage: Eukaryota; Metazoa; Chordata; Actinopteri; Cypriniformes; Cyprinidae
Product: mothers against decapentaplegic homolog 6-like
Exons: 5
Coding region: 139-1509 (456 amino acids)
Biological process (GO): SMAD protein signal transduction; regulation of transcription by RNA polymerase II; cell differentiation
Cellular component (GO): heteromeric SMAD protein complex
Molecular function (GO): transcription regulator inhibitor activity; I-SMAD binding
Source: RefSeq, a predicted model, not a curated record
GGGCUUUGCUCAGGCUCUGCUUGGCUGUGCAUGUGAGCACAGAUCAUCGAUGUCGGACAGCGAGCGCACGAGCGUUUGGAGUCUCCGCGGUUCUCACCAAACAUAGGAAAAACGGAUGCAAACUGUUUAAAUUGUCGUAUGUUCAGGACGAGACGCACGGGUCUGGUUCGGCGACUCUGGAGAAGCCGUUUGGUCACCGCAGGUAAAGAAGGGGGAGAUGGUGGUCCGGAUGACUGGAGUGACAGCAACCCGGAGAAGAUCCCCAGAACGGAAUACGCACCGGGAAACAAUGCGGGCUCGUGCAGCAAACGCGUAGAGGAACGCGGGGAACCGGAGAUCCUUAUUGAUCAUGAUGGACCCCUCAACGAGGGGAGCGAGGGCAGGACGGUAACAUGCUGUUUGUUUAGAGACCUCCCCAGGGGCAAAAACAGACUUGCUUGUCGUGUAGAACAUAGGAACCACAACAACUACAGCAGUUUGAGUGGCAGGGAACGGAAAAAUGGUGCCGUGACCGAGCAAGAACUCAAGAAGUGCACUUAUGCGUUUCUCAAAAAGUUGAAAGAGAAGUCUCUGGAUGUUUUACUGGAAGCUGUGGAGUCUCAAGGCGGGAUGCCAAGUGGAUGUGUUCUGGUUUCACAGACUGAAGUGCGAAUUGGAGGUCAGCUGGUGUCUCCACAGUACCUGCUGUGUCGACUCUUCCGCUGGCCAGACCUGCGGCUCUCCUCUCUCCUCAAACCGCUCUGUCACUGUCAGAGCUUCAGGGCAGAGGACAGCCAGACCCUCUGCUGCAACCCCCAUCACUACAGCCGCAUCUGUGGACCAGUCGGGGAUGACACACCGCCUCCUCCCUACUCCCAUUUAUCCCCCUUACCAGAACAUAAGCCACUGAAUUCUUCCCUCCCAGUGAUGCCUUACAUAGAAAUCGAAGCCACGCGUUCACUCGGUGGCAUAUCGCAGGACUAUUCAGAUGUCAAUGUGUCUUCCUCCUCCCUGGCUCAGAAUCACUGGUGUAACGUGGCAUACUGGGAGCUUCGUACACGCGUGGGCCGUCUGUACCCAGUUCAUGACUCCUCUCUUAGCAUCUUCUAUGACCUACCUCAGGGUACAGGCUUGUGCUUGGGCCUGCUCCCCCUCUCUCCGCGUUCCACCUCCGUCCAGCGCACCCGUGGCAAGAUCGGACACGGCAUCCUCCUCAGCAAAGAGCCAGAUGGAGUAUGGGCCUACAACCGCAGUCAGCACCCUAUAUUUGUGAAUUCCCCAACUCUGGAACAUCACCCCUACCUGAGUUUGACUGUGAGGAGAGUCAUGCCAGGCUACUCCUUAAAAGUUUUUGACUAUGAGAAAUCGUGCCAAAUUCAACCCCCCAGCGAUUUGGUGCACAUGGAAGGGCCAUACGACCCAAACAGUGUGAGGAUCAGUUUUGCCAAGGGCUGGGGACCAUGCUACUCAAGACAGUUUAUUACAUCAUGCCCAUGCUGGUUAGAGAUUUUACUGAACAACCACAGAUAGCAUAUACAUAUCAACAAAUGCAGACAUAUACAUCGCUCUUACCACACCCUGCACACACUCACUACAAACGCUCAGACACCCGCAGCCACAAUCCCAAAUGUAAUCUAUCUAAAUUUAAUAUAAAGUUUUAUAUAAACAUAUUAUAUGGAAUACUUGUAAAUACUGAGUCAUUUUUACAACAUAAUUAUUUAUGUAUGGUGCAAUGUCUAUGGAUGGACAGA